AGUCUCUCUGGGCUGUGCAGGCUACUACGGCCGGACCCGUGCAGGAACAAAGGACCCUUUUCUUCAGCUUUUGCUUCGUACUCCGGAGUGCAGCUUCAUUGCUCUGCUGGAUUAGAUCACCUCACUCUCCCUGGGCCAAUACCUGUAUUCACCGUUCAAAUCCCAAGUCUACGAUUACACCAUAGGGUUUUCCCAUGGUGAUCUGUGUGACCAAUGUUAUUACAAAGACGCUAGAACUAACUAAAUCCGAACUGAUAAUUUGAAUCAUUCCUUUCAAAGUCUUUUACUUUUGGUGCGAAGAUGCAAGGGUUUGCGGCAGCAGGUGGACCGAUAGAUUUGGCCCAACUUCAGUCUACCAUGCAAGCUAUCGAACUAGCUUGCUCUUCCAUUCAGAUGCAUAUCAAUCCAGCAACAGCUGAGGCAACUAUAUUGUCACUACGACAGUCACCUCAGCCAUAUAAAACUUGCCAAUUCAUUCUUGAAAAUUCCCAGGUAGCAAAUGCGAGGUUCCAAGCAGCUGCAGCAAUCCAUGAAGCAGCUAUUAGAGAAUGGGGUUUUCUUACUUCUGAUGACAAGAGAGGCCUGAUUAGUUUUUGUAUAUGCUAUGUCAUGCAGCAUGCCAGCUCUCCUGAUGGCUUUGUCCAGUCAAAGGUUUCUUCUGUUGCCGCUCAACUGAUGAAAAGGGGUUGGCUUGAUUUUACGACUGCAGAGAAAGAGACAUUCUUUUAUCAGGUGAACCAGGCUAUCAUGGGUAUUCAUGGGUUAGAUAUGCAGUUUGCUGGAAUCAACUUCCUGGAAUCAUUGGUAUCAGAAUUUUCCCCAUCUACCUCAAGUGUCAUGGGUCUUCCAAGGGAAUUUCAUGAGCAGUGUAGGAGCUCUCUUGAGCUAGACUACCUGAAGACGUUCUACUGUUGGGCACAAGAAGCUGCUUCCAAGGUCACAAAUAGGAUUGUUGAAUCUAACGCUGCUGUACCUGAGGCUAAGGUUUGCACUGCUUCGUUGCGUCUCAUGUUUCAAAUCCUGAACUGGGAUUUUCGUCACAAUACUGGUGAGGCAAAAGGCAGUCUGAAUGUCUUCUCUGCUGGAGUUAGGCAAGAUGGGGAUUCUCCAAGAAGGUCUGAAUGUAGCUUAGUGCAGCCCGGUCCAGCUUGGCGUGAUGUUUUAGUGUUAAGUGGUCACGUUGGAUGGCUUUUGAAAUUGUAUGCAGCAUUGAGGCAGAAAUUUUCAUGUGAAGGCCACUGGCCUGACAGCCCUAUCGCUGCCUCUGCAAGAAAACUAAUUGUACAAUUUUGCUCCUUGACAGGAACUUUAUUUGACUAUGAUAUGAAAAUGCAUGAGCAGCAUCUUCUGCAACUCUUAUGUGGGAUAAUAGACUGGGUAGAUCCUCCUGGUGUUGUUUCAAAGGCUAUUGAAGAUGGGAAAAGUGAAAGCGAAAUGCUUGAUGGUUGUCGUGCAUUAUUGGCCAUUGCAAGUAUAACAACUCCAUACAUUUUUGACAAUCUUCUAAAAUCCAUAAGGCCCUUCGGCACUCUUACCUUUCUGUCAAUGCUGAUGUCCGAAGUAAUUAAAGUCCUCAUGACUAACAACACAGAAGAGGAGACUUGGAGCUGGGAAGCGCGUGAUGUCUUAUUGGAUACUUGGACUGCCCUUCUCAUGCCAAUGAAUGCUGUCACUGGGGAUGCUCUGCUUCCAUCAGAAGGGAUAAAAGCAGCAGCCAAUCUCUUUGGCUUUAUUGUAGAAUGCGAGCUAAAAAUGGCUGCUGCAUCAGCAUUUAAUGAUGAAGCGGAGACAAACUAUCUUCAUGCUUCCAUAUCUGCCAUGGAUGAAAGGCUAAGUUCUUAUGCUCUUAUUGCAAGAACUGCAGUUGAUGCUACAAUUCCUUUGCUCACAAGACUAUUUUCUGAGCGGGUUGCAUGCCUUAAUCAGGGCAGGGGCAUUAUUGACAUGACUGAAACAUUGGAAGAACUUUAUUCAUUGUUGUUGAUUAUUGGGCAUGUAAUUGCAGAUGAAGGAGAGGGAGAAAUACCUUUGGUUCCCAAUGCCAUACAAACACAAUUUGCUGAUGUUGUUGAAGCAGAUAAGCAUCCUGUGAUAUUGCUUUCCAGCUCAAUUAUAAGAUUUGCUGAGCAGUGCCUAAAUCCUGAAAUGAGAGCAUCAAUUUUCAGUCCUCGACUUAUGGAGUCAAUUAUAUGGUUCCUUGCAAGGUGGUCUCGCACUUACCUAAUGUCUUCAGAUGGGGCUGGAGACAACAUCUUGAAUUCCGGUCCUCUUCAUCAACAUAGUUCCAAAGAGGCUUUGAUUAAUUUCUUUGGAGAGCAUAACCAAGGAAAAAUUGUCCUCGAUAUUAUUGUUCGCAUAUCCUUGAUAACGCUUACAUCAUAUCCAGGGGAAAAGUUUCUGCAGGGCCUCACUUGUUACCAGUUAUUUCAUUCAUUGGUUCAGCAAAAGCAUGUAUGCGUCCAUCUUGUUACUCUGAAUUCAUGGCAUGAACUGGCAACUGCAUUUUCCAUUGAAAAGACCUUAUUCUUAUUGGACACUGCUCAUCAGCGAUCACUUGCUCAAACGCUUGUCCGUUCAGCUUCAGGCAUGAGUUCAGAAGCAUCAAACCAAUAUGUAAGAAAUCUUAUGGGUCACAUUGCAACAUAUUUAGUGGAACUGUCCAGCAAAAGUGAUUUCAAAAGUAUCGCUCAACAACCAGAUAUCAUCUUGUCGGUCAGCUGCUCAUUAGAACGGCUACGUGGAGCUGCAAGUGCUUCUGAACCUCGAUCACAGAAGGCACUAUAUGAGCUAGGAUUCUCUUUAAUGAAUUCUGUACUGGUUCUUCUGGAGGUCUAUAAACAUGAGUCUGCAGUUGUCUACCUGCUGCUUAAAUUUGUAGUUGAUUGGGUUGGUGGACAAAUUAUUUACUUGGAGGCCCAAGAAACUGUUGCUGUUGUUGAUUUCUGCAUGCGCUUGCUUCAGCUCUACUCAUCUCAAAAUAUUGGCAAGAUAUUGAUAAGUCGUUCAGGCUGCUUACUCAGUGAGGCUAAAACAGAGAAGUAUAAAGAUUUGCGUGCCCUUCUUCAACUCCUUACCAGUCUUUGUUCUAAAGACAUGAUUGAUUUUUCAUCAGAUUCAAUUGAGACCCAAGGCACAAACAUAUCUCAGGUGGUUUACUUUGGUCUCCACAUAGUCACACCUUUGGUUUCUAUGGACCUCCUGAAAUACCCUAAACUUUGUCACAGUUAUUUCUCUCUUCUGUCACAUCUGUUAGAGGUUUAUCCUGAGACAUUUGCACAACUAAAUAGCGAAGCCUUUGCUCAUGUACUCAGAACCCUUGAUUUUGGUCUCCAUCAUCAGGAUGGAGAUGUGGUGAGCAAGUGUCUUAGAGCUCUCCAAGGUCUUGCGUCAUACCACUACAAGGAGAACGUUGCGGGUAGAAUAGGUUUAGGUGCGCAUGCCACAGGUUUAAAGGAUUUAAAUGGAAACUUGCAGGAAGGCCUACUGAGCUUGUUCCUUCGUUCAUUGCUUCAGUUACUUCUUUUCGAAGAUUACAGUUCUGAUUUGAUCAGCGCUGCAGCUGAUGCUCUCCUUCCACUAAUCCUUUGUGAGCAAGGCCUCUAUCAGAGAUUGGGGAAUGAAUUGAUCGAACGGCAGUCUAGUCCAAGACUCAGAUCAAGAUUGGCAAAUGCAUUGCACACACUAACAAGUGCUAAUCAGCUUUCUUCCUCCCUUGAUCGAAUGAAUUACCAACGAUUUAGGAAAAAUCUAAAUAGCUUCUUAAUUGAAGUUCGUGGCUUUCUGCGAACAAUGUGAGAUGAUCAAAUAUUUUUGCCUGGUGUUGUAUAGAAGAUAUAUAGGACCAUGCUAGUUGAAACAGCAGCUGGAGGAGGAAAUUUUUUGGAGAUAAGUGGCGGGCUGGUAAGAGUUUUUCAAGUUACGGAAACAUCCUAUCCUAUCGUCUCAUCGCAUUCCUGUUUCCAAUGGUGAAAUUGACGAGAUACGUUACGAGACGUUAUCGGGAAAGCAUAUCGAUGCCAAGACAUUUCAGGGCAGAAUUUUCUUCGCUGGGUCAAAUCUAUUUUGGUUUAUCUUCAUUGUUGUAUGUAUUCUGAAAUUUUGUUUUCGUAAAGUAUAUUCGAUUGAUCCAUUCGUGAUUCAAGCAUUUGCAAAA
Messenger RNA from Neltuma alba, 4153 nucleotides. Its product is annotated as exportin-4. NCBI's taxonomy places the organism in Eukaryota, Viridiplantae, Streptophyta, Magnoliopsida, Fabales, Fabaceae. Gene Ontology annotation, molecular function: nuclear export signal receptor activity. The record is from RefSeq and is a predicted model, not a curated record. Gene Ontology annotation, cellular component: nuclear pore; cytoplasm. Gene Ontology annotation, biological process: protein export from nucleus.